Molecule: messenger RNA, 729 nt
Organism: Aureobasidium melanogenum CBS 110374
Lineage: Eukaryota; Fungi; Ascomycota; Dothideomycetes; Dothideales; Saccotheciaceae
Product: PRTase-like protein
Exons: 4
Coding region: 1-729 (242 amino acids)
Source: RefSeq, a predicted model, not a curated record
AUGUCAGACAAGUCUGCCCCGUCCCAAUGCCUGGGUCCAAACUACCGCGCCGAGGGUGAAAAGCCCACAGCCACAGUGUCCAAGAAAGUCCGCCAUGACAACGUCCACGUCCUACCGCAGACACCUCAGCUCAUUGCUCUGCUGACUAUGAUCCGUGACCACCGCACCAACCGUGCCGAUUUCAUCUUCUACUCGAAUCGUAUCAUCCGUCUGCUCGUCGAGGAAGGCUUGAACCACCUGCCAGUCAUUCAGCAAGAGAUCACUACUCCCGUCGGCCGCCAUUACAAUGGUGUCAAGUUUGAGGGCAAGAUUUGCGGUGUCAGCAUCAUGCGCGCCGGUGAAUCUAUGGAACAAGGUCUACGCGAUUGCUGCAGAAGCGUACGCAUUGGCAAGAUUCUGAUCCAGAGAGACGAGGAGACGAGCCAGCCUCGUCUCUUCUACGAAAAGUUGCCCGAAGACAUCAAGGACAGAUGGGUUCUCUUGCUGGAUCCUAUGCUCGCUACCGGCGGUUCUGCUUUGAUGGCUGUCGAGGUUUUGAGACAAAAGGGCGUGCCAGAGGAUCGCAUCCUCUUCCUCAAUCUCAUUGCCAGUCCUGAGGGUGCCGACAACUUUGCAGAGAAGUUCCCCAAAGUAAGAAUUGUCACCGCCUUCAUCGACGAAGGCUUAGAUGAAAAGAACUACAUCGUCCCGGGUCUUGGAGACUUUGGAGAUCGAUUCUACACUCUGUAG